GUAAUGUUAGAAACGAAAGCAAGAUGGCCUCGCUUAAAAAAAGUAUCGCAGAAUAUUUCCCAUGUUAAGCGUCCCCAACCGUCACUGGAGGUUUUAGUUUGGUGCUGUAUUGCAGUAUGCAUUUUCCGAUCGGUCUCGGAAGUGCAAGGUUUGAGGAAAUAUGCAACUAAUGAUAUGCAUCGUUUGCGAGAAAGGGUUCGUCAAAUGUUUCAUCAUGCAUAUGAUGGUUAUCUGCAGUAUGGUGCUCCGUACGAUGAAUUGCGACCGUUAUCCUGUGAUGCAAUCGACACUUGGGGUAGUUAUUCGUUGACUUUGAUUGACGCACUCGAUACUUUAGCGGUCAUGGGCAACUACACAGAAUUUGGACGUGUGGUACAGCUUUUGCGCGAUAAAACGUUUGAUGCAGACAUCAACGUAUCGGUGUUCGAGACGAAUAUUCGCAUAAUUGGAGGACUACUUUCGGCACACUUACUUUCUCAUCACGCUGAUUUAGCAUCUAUGGGACUGGUGAAACCAGGUUGGCCCUGUGAAGGUCCACUAUUAGAAAUAGCAGAGGAUGUUGCUCAGCGUCUAUUGCCUGCGUUCGAAACCGCUACGGGCAUGCCGUAUGGUACGGUAAAUCUACGCCACGGUGUACCGUAUGGUGAAACGUCUGUCACCUGUACCGCCGGAAUUGGAACCUUUAUUCUAGAGUUUGGCACGCUCAGCAGACUUACAGGAAAUCCCGUGUACGAAGAUGUCGCUAUGAACGCGCUGUCCGCACUUUACAAACACCGCUCGCCAAUAGGAUUGUAUGGUAACCAUAUCGAUGUACAAACCGGUCGCUGGAUAGCUCAGGAUGCUGGUAUUGGUGCUGGGGUGGACUCUUUCUUUGAAUAUUUGGUAAAGGGUUCAAUUUUACUCGAACAACCUGCCCUGAUGGCCAAGUUUCUCGAAAGUAAGAUAGCGAUUGAUCGUUAUUUGAAACGCGAGGAUUGGUACGUUUGGGUUAGCAUGAGUAAAGGACAGAUCACGCUUCCCGUAUUUCAAUCACUUGAAGCAUACUGGCCGGGCUUGCUUAGUGUAUAUGGUAAUACCAAAGAAGCGCUACGAGUACUACACAACUACCAGUCCGUAUGGCGUCAAUAUGGAUUUUUACCUGAGUUUUAUAAUAUUCCCACUGGAGAAGCUGGUGCAAACCGUGAAAAUUAUCCUCUACGACCAGAACUGAUUGAAUCUGUGAUGUAUCUCUAUCGCGCUACCAAUGAUCCAUUCCUACUGGAGGUAGGCGAAAACAUCCUUGAAAGCAUAGAGCAUAGCGCGAAGACGUCAUGUGGGUAUGCGACGAUACGGAACGUUCUGACACACCAACAAGAGGAUCGUAUGGAAUCAUUCUUUUUGGCCGAAACUACCAAAUAUCUGUACCUACUGUUCGAUCCAAAUAAUGUUUUGCACAAUGAUGGCAGCAUUGGCAAUGUUGUCAAAGUAGUUAAGAACGACGAUGAUACGAUUGAAACGCACGAAUGUGUCCUAGGUGCUGGGGGACACAUUUUCAACACGGAAGCCCACCCUAUCGAUCCAACGGCUCUGCGGUGCUGUGAAGCGAUUCAUAACAACAUAUAUGCCGAAAGGGCACUCGGAAACCCAAACAAAGACAACUUUCCGCGUGGCGAAUUGUUUCUUUCAAAAGAUCAACGAAAAAUGACAAGAUCACAUAAAAAAGAAGCUAGCCAACAGUUGUGGGACCGUCCCGUGCGUAAACAACCAACAUUUUCUGACAUUGAAACAAAAACCGGUGAUGAUGUGGUAAGUCUUCCUACAGGCACAAUGAAUCGUGAUGUAGAGAAAGUGGAAAGUGCUGCUAGUGAUAUUAAGAUAAAACCUAUCUCAUCAGCUGUACCAAUUUUAAACAAAGAUAAGAAAUCAUCUUCAAAUUUACAAGGAAAAGACUUGGAUGAUGCUAGUCGUGUGCUUUCGUCCGUAUCUGCAAAUGUAAAAAUGUCGUCAACCAGUGGCCCGAAGGAAACGAAAUGUACGGACAAAACCAAUUAUAUAAUUUUUGGAAUAGACCGUGUCGUGGAAGAAUCGUGCAAUAUUAUAGUGACAUCAAAACUUACGUCAACUAAGGAAGGAAGCAAUGAAAAUGAGGAAGAUAAAACAAUGUCAACGCUGUUGAAACUCGUGCAAAACAUGUUUCAUACAACAGUCGGUCAACAUGAUGUAAAAAGAUCAAAGUUUGACCGUGAAAGGUUUUAUCAACAUUUAAUCCGAAAGCGAGUGUUAGAUGACGAAAUUAACAAAUACAACACAACGGCACUAUCAACAAACAAAGAGCUUCACGAGCUGCUGCUGUGUCGCGCACAACCCUAUCUACAUCGGUUGACUCUAAUGGGGGAAUUUUGCUAG
Anopheles marshallii is the source of this 2385-nucleotide messenger RNA. RefSeq names its product ER degradation-enhancing alpha-mannosidase-like protein 2 (gene Edem1). Gene Ontology annotation, molecular function: mannosyl-oligosaccharide 1,2-alpha-mannosidase activity; calcium ion binding. NCBI's taxonomy places the organism in Eukaryota, Metazoa, Arthropoda, Insecta, Diptera, Culicidae. Gene Ontology annotation, biological process: mannose trimming involved in glycoprotein ERAD pathway; carbohydrate metabolic process; endoplasmic reticulum mannose trimming. Bases 4 to 2385 code for a protein of 793 amino acids. The record is from RefSeq and is a predicted model, not a curated record. Gene Ontology annotation, cellular component: membrane; endoplasmic reticulum. The transcript is spliced from 2 exons.